Molecule: messenger RNA, 2070 nt
Organism: Phyllostomus hastatus (greater spear-nosed bat)
Lineage: Eukaryota; Metazoa; Chordata; Mammalia; Chiroptera; Phyllostomidae
Gene: TMED8
Product: transmembrane p24 trafficking protein family member 8
Exons: 6
Coding region: 138-1175 (345 amino acids)
Source: RefSeq, a predicted model, not a curated record
GCGGCGCACUGCCCCUUCCGGCCCGCGGGCUCCGCUCGGCACUUCCCGGCACGCACUCGGCCCUCGGCUCUUUCCGGAGCCGCUCGCGGCGGGCGGCGGGGGCGCUCUCCGCUCCGCUCCGCUCCGCUCCGCUGCAGAUGUCGGACCCGCGGGCGGCUGAGGGGCCGGGCUUCUGGAGCCCGGCGGCGGCUCGAGAGCCGGCGGGCGGCGUCGGGGACGGCCCGGGAGCGAAGGGGAGCCAGGCGGCCGUCUCAGAGAAGGAAGAUCUAGAAAACACCAAGGUCACGUCUCCAGUGGCUUCUGCCUCCGAUCCAGAGCCCCAUUCCUCACCCUCCAGGUCUAUCGUGCCCUUUUUAAAGAGUCCUGGAACUGACCUGCUGUCUUCCUCUGAGAGGCUGCAGAUGGUGUCUCCAGGGAAGGAGGAUGCCACAGAAGAUCCGCGGAAAGCAGCCAGUGCCUUGGAGGUCCAGGCCUUGGUGGGGCAGGAGUCUCGGGCUGCAGACCAGGCCCACGUCCUCGACAAGAUGGCCAAGUACCCAGCCCCGCAGAGGUCUGGGGACAUCGUUAUGAUCCAGUCCGAGCACACAGGAGCCGUAGAUAUUCUCUCCGCUGACUUGGAAUCUGCAGACCUUCUGGGGGACCACAGGAACGUCUCCCCAUCUCUGAUGGCUCCUCCGUGCGUCUGGACCUUUUCCAAGAUGAAGGAAUUCAAAAGCAAGCUGGGCAAAGAGAAGAACAGCUGUCUGGUGGUGAAGCGGGGUGAGGUGGUGACCAUCCGGGUGCCCACCCAUCCGGAGGGGAAGCGUGUCUGCUGGGAGUUUGCGACCGACGACUAUGACAUUGGCUUUGGAGUUUAUUUUGACUGGACCCCUGUGACCAGCACUGACAUAACUGUGCAGGUCAGUGAUUCCAGUGAGGAUGAGGAUGAAGAUGAGGAAGAGGAGGAAGGGAUUGAAGACCCUGUCCCAGUUGGAGACGUAGAGAGAGGCUCCAGGAGCUCCCUGCGGAGCCGCUACGGGGAGGUCAUGCCCGUGUACCGGCGGGACAGCCACCGGGACGUGCAGGCAGGCAGCCAUGACUACCCUGGCGAGGGCAUCUACCUGCUCAAGUUUGACAACUCCUACUCCCUGCUGCGCAACAAGACUCUCUACUUCCAUGUCUACUACACCAGCUGAAGACCCGUGGGCUCUGGGCAGGUGGUGUUUGCUGGCUGGAGCGGGCUGCCAGCUGGUGCUUCUUGUUUUGGGCAGACAAGAGCCCGAAGUUGAGCGUGAGGCUCCUGACCCUCAUGCCCUGCCUGGCAUGCCUGACGUUGACCCCACAUAGCUUCUGCCCCUUCCUGGCUUCUGCAGGUGGUGGUGUAGUGCCCCUCUUCUGUGGUCCAUGACUCAUGCUCUUCUUGCUUCAGACUCCAGCAGAAUCCCUCUAUGAAGGCGCCCAUCAGGCAACAGCCUAAAAGCAAGUUGAGCAUUGCCUUUUAAAAAGAGGCUUGUUUUGGUAUAAGGUGUAUUAUUCCAGUGUUGCUCUCUCCUCUCCCAGAGCCUUUAUUGCAGAUGUGUUCGGUGGUGCCCGCUCUCUGUUUAGAAGAACUGGAAGAGGGGAAAACACGCUGUCCAUGAAGGACGAGUUUCUUGCCUGGAGAAGGGUCUGCCCAGCCUCUCAACCACUGCCAUAUUCCCGCCUGCCGGUUCUUCGUGGUCUCUAGCACAGGCUGGGAGCCCUCACUGCCUUCGACGGGUGCGCCGGUCCUGAUGGUUCGCCUCUGCCUGUUCGCCUCCGCUUUUCCCUUUCCUAGGCCUGUGUCUUUGCCCUCACAGCAAGAACUUCCAUGCAAUCUAAAGUGAUGAUCAGUGUAACCAGGGUCUCUGGGAAGAAAGACCACCUCCUGUUUCCCAUCACUUCCUGUUUCAGGAGGCUAUGUCCCUUACCAAGGGCGCUGGUGGUUGAAGGGGAGAGGGUGGCAGUUAGGUACUGGAUUGAUACCAGAACUCACAUCUUUGAAAGUCAAAUUUUACUAAUUUUUUUUUUUGGUAUAAUCAAAGGAAGUUAAAAAAAAACCACAACACUCCA